AUGUCGAGACAUCGAGCAGUACGCAAUCUGGAUAUUGACGACGUCUUGGACGAAGACACUUACUCUGACGAUUACGACGAGAACGAAUUGGAUGAAGGAGAUCUCAACGACGAGGAUCGCCAAGAACUAGAGAAUGGUCUUUCAUACGUACGCAAUAUCGUGGGCGAGGACAUUGGCAUAUCCGACACCGAGAUAAAGGAAGCUCUCUGGUACUAUUACUUUGAUCGAGAAGAAACCGUCAAUUGGGUGUUUGACAAGGUUGCCAAGAUCAAGGCCGAAGAAGAGAAGCAAAAGAAAAAGGCAGCAAAGAAAGCCGCAGCAGCAGCAAGUAAAGACAAGCGAGUAACGGAUCAUGUUGCAGAUCGAAAACCAAGAUAUCGACGUCCUCCUGCAAGAUUAUAUGCAGACGUACAGCCAUCGCCACCUUCAUCAUCAUCAUCGCCAAUGGGAUCAUCACUUCAGAGUCUUGCACAACGCACUACCAUGAACAACAAGCCAACACAGAAAGCAUCUUCAUUACAAUCAUUGGCACAAAAAGCAGCUGGGCAACGAGGAAUGUCGGCAUUGCAAACGCUUGCUUCACGCCAACAACAACGUACAGCAACAACGACUACCAACACCACCAAUACUACUACAUCUCCUUCUUCAUCUCCAAAACCUUCAUCUUUGGCUGCACUUGCUCAAAAAUCAUCUGCAAGCAAAGGUCGCACCAGUUUGGCACACCUUGCUACGAGAUCACGUCCAAGUGAAACAUCAACUCGACCCACAUCUUCGAAUCAAGGCUUAUCUGGACUAGCAAAGCUUGCAUCCAAGACGAAUGUAUCAGACAAGCCAUCAUUAUCACCAUCUUUGGAAAAGCAACAACAACAACAACAACAACAGCAACAGCAACAACAAUCAGUCAAGGAGACAAUGAAAGAUGCUACCCCCAAAAAGACAUUUCAUAUUGCCAGCGAUCAACCAGCCAAUCCUCUUUGUGCCAAACCAUCAGCUGCAGCCAACUUUUUGUUUAUGCACAUGUAUCCUCAACAAGCCAACACAACAACAACAACAACAGCGCCCAUUCCAGCAUUCGGUUCAAUAGGCCAAGUCUUUUAUGAAGCUGUCAAAACAUCGGAUGAUACCAUCAAAGUGUUUUCGUUUGACGUACCGAGUCCAGAUGACAUUGUUAUGGAGGCACAGAGUCAACGUAGUGGUGGUCAACUACGCAAAUCAUGA
Molecule: messenger RNA, 1218 nt
Organism: Lichtheimia ornata
Lineage: Eukaryota; Fungi; Mucoromycota; Mucoromycetes; Mucorales; Lichtheimiaceae
Exons: 6
Coding region: 1-1218 (405 amino acids)
Source: RefSeq, a predicted model, not a curated record